AUGAAUUCAACCUCCGUGACUCAAAAUCUAAGCGAUCCACUUCAACAGUGCUCUUCUUUUCAUGAAACAACGGAAGCCAAAAUUGCAAAAACACUGGCGUAUGCUGUCAUUAUCUUGAUUUCUUUAUUUGGAAACUCUGCCAUCGUGUUAGUGAUUUUCAAAACACAAAGUCUGCACAACACAACCAGUUACCUGAUAGCUAAUAUGGCCGUGUCUGAUUUGUUAUUGCCUAUUUUUGCUAUGCCUCGGAUGGUUAGUGGGGUUUAUUUACAGUCCAACCAAUGGCUCAUUGACGGGGAUUUCGGCCUGGCCUUGUGCAAGCUUAUACCAUUCUUCCAAGACAUCUCCACCGCGGUCUCUACGCAGAGUUUGGUUCUGAUCGCAAUCGAUAGGUUCUACAGCGUUUUCUACCCAGUUAAAGCAACAGUGAUGAGUUCAACGCCAGUUAAGAUUGCAAUACCGUUCACUUGGCUGAUCGCUAUUGGCAUUCAUUCACCGUACUUCUACAUUUAUAGAUUUUAUGUUUACAAUGGUGAAAUACACUGCUUACUAAAUUGGUCGCCACUUCUUGACAACAUGAAGGCGCAGAAGUUCUACUUCGUUGUACUUUCAAUCCUGCUUUUUAUUCUGCCUUUGUCAGUGAUCGCAUGUCUUUACACCGCUGUGGUUCUUCGCUUGAAACGGCAGCAAUUCCCGGGGCAUUACCAAAGCGAAAACGCGCGGAAACUCCGCGAAAAGCGAAACAAUGCCAUUUUGAAACUUUGUGUUGUCAUAGUUUUGGUUUUCAUCGUAUGUUGGACUCCAUUUGUAACGUUUGUAUUUCUGAAGUUUUUCAUCUGGGAAACACUGGAUUGCGGGCAUCCAAACCCAGCAUUUAUUGUUCACUUUAUCGCGCAUUCAAUCAGUGCGAUCAACCCGUGUAUUUAUUUUCUGUUCAGUUCUAGUUAUAGACAAGGAUUAAGAGAAAUCUUCCCAUAUGUUUCUCAUGUGCGUCGUUUUAGCCGCGUUCUUCCCGCACAGGAAAUAGAACAGUUGGAGAUGAGAGCCCGCGCUAGAACAUUAUCCAGUUACGUUAAAACAUUUUAACUAAUUAAUGUUACGUAUAUUCUGAUCUGGUAGCUUACUAAAAGGUGUUUAAAGUUUGAUUCCGUAUUUGCGCUACAUAGAAAGGUGAAGAAAACAUAGAAAGGUGUAGAAAAAAUAGAAGUGAAGUUGAAUUUUCAAGUUACUCGUAUAUCGAAUAGGUGGUAGUUACUUAGCGCCUGACAUUCUGAAAAAGAAAUUGUAAUCAGGAAAGCUCUUUGAAGUUUAACGACUUCUUGCGUUUUGAUGAGCCAAUAUAAACGGCUUGAAGGCAAUGAUCAAAAAACAGGUUUUUGAUUUCAAAUUCAAGUUUGCUACAGGGAAAAAUUCCAGACUUACGCUUAUACAUUGCACCAUCGCAAAGAACGAACAUUUUGGCGAAAUCCACUUCGGUAGAGUUUAAAAAUGUAGCCUUUGCCAAAAACUUGAAAAACAAGUCGAAGAUACGCAAAAGUUUACUGGC
Molecule: messenger RNA, 1546 nt
Organism: Stylophora pistillata
Lineage: Eukaryota; Metazoa; Cnidaria; Anthozoa; Scleractinia; Pocilloporidae
Product: substance-P receptor-like
Biological process (GO): G protein-coupled receptor signaling pathway
Cellular component (GO): plasma membrane
Molecular function (GO): G protein-coupled receptor activity
Source: RefSeq, a predicted model, not a curated record